AAUCCCCUUCUUUUGAUAAGUCAAUUUAUCUCCCAACUCUCAUUGCGAUGGCAUCUUCAACUUCGAUGGACGAACUGUCUCCGACGCCCUCUGUUGGCCCUUCCAUCGAGUUCUCCUUGGCAAACGGACAGAUAUUUCAACGAGUGAUCGAAAAUCCUGCUCGGUUUAACUUGACUCCGACCGAUAGACUCUUACUGGAAGAAGGCAGGCAAUCGAUGAUCAAUCGCACACGUUAUGGAUUCUUGCUUGGAGCCACUUUAUCGCCACUACCUCUAUUUCGGGGCCAAUAUGCUAUCAACAACCUACGGAAACUACCACCACUAAUGGACCGAGUAACGCAGAAACCCAAUCCAGCAGUGAUACGUGCGCGACUAUUUUGGAUCGCCCAAUCAGUUGUUCUGACGACUCUGGGCUCAGGAUUGGGGACCUGGCUUGGAUUCAAGCUCGGCUUAAGAUCCAUGGAACGCAGUCUGAGCAGUCACCCUGGAUGUCGUGAGCGCGUGAUGGAGGCCUUCAGCCAGGCGCGUAAAGAGCUGGAGUCUGCUCCGCUUGACCAACAACCAUCUUUGACGGCACGAAAUCUACCUUCAAGCCAGCCUUCUCAACGUAUGACGAUCCAAAACGAAAACCACGAUCGAUCAUUUCAGGACCAAGAGGAAGACCUGCUACGACCAUCACCCAGAGACUUGUCCAACUUGAACAAUACUAGCCAAACUCCGGAUUCUCCUCAAACGUUCUACGAGCCUGCAGGAUCGUCUAGAUGGGAACAAUUGAGGAGAUCCCCUCAAUCUCAUCCUUCCACUUGGCAAACAAUCAGAGAGCAAAACUUGAAACAACCUCCUAACCUUUCCUCCCCAUCUAGCUCAUCUGCUCUGGAAACAUCCUCUGGAUUUGAUGGUCGUCCUUCUCCCCUCGGAUCUUCGAACCUCGACCCACCACAGUCCCAAGAUGAAUUCGAAAAACUGCUCGAACGGGAGCGGAAUUUAAGUGCUGGUCUCCUCCACCCUUCCAACCGCUAUUCAUCCACCAAGCCUUGAUCUCUCUUCUCUUUCGCUCUCACCCACAUUUUUUUUGGCAAAUGUGUUUCUUCCCUAGGCUCAAAGCGAUGUAGCUCUAACAACGAGAUGAUCAACCCCAUGUGAUCUCACUAUUAACCCUAUAUCCUUGGAAACUAAAAACAAUUGCUCUAUCGAUUGAUUUAUGCCAUAAAU
Molecule: messenger RNA, 1211 nt
Organism: Puccinia graminis f. sp. tritici CRL 75-36-700-3
Lineage: Eukaryota; Fungi; Basidiomycota; Pucciniomycetes; Pucciniales; Pucciniaceae
Exons: 4
Coding region: 48-1037 (329 amino acids)
Source: RefSeq, a predicted model, not a curated record